AUGGAGAUCUCUCCUUCACGCAAGCGGCCGCGCCCGGUAGUGUCCUGUCUCCGAUGCAGAGAGAAGAAAAUGAAGUGCGACCGGGCGGCCCCAUGCCAGAACUGUCGUAAAGCAGGUUGUCGUGCUGAGUGCAAGUACAACCAGCACCCUCACUCCAGCGACUCUCUUCCGACAGCAAAGCGAGUUCAUCUGCCCGUCGAGGAAGAUGGAACUGAUCAGCAAGAUCAAAGAUCCCAAUCGCGACUCGGGACGGGCAUCAUUGAGGAUCUUCAGCAGCGUGUGGUUAAGCUGGAGGAGUUCCUCGCUGUUCGACCUCAUGCUAGCAGUUUUCGCCAGAUGAGAGAUGCGCCUGUCCAGGGUUCAUGGCCCCAAUCUGACUCUACGUCGUCCACCUCACCUUUCCUCGGGACGUUAGUCGUCAAGGGGUCGCGAACUCGUUAUCAUGGGCAAAACAAUCGCGUCACGCUGCUCAAUCAAUUCCCAGACGCAAAAGCGUUCAUCAACCACUGUUCUGAAGACUCUGAACUCGUAGGGCUGGCCAAGGAAGUCCAGUUUCUUCAAACAAAGUCACUGGCGCAAAUCACCUCCCCCCAGUCCCUCUCGGGGUUGGACAGCUUUCCUGAGCUGCAACAUCUUUUCAGUUCUUUUCCCUCAAAGGCAACCUGUGACAAGCUGUUGAAGGUUUACACCACCAACUGUGAGAAAACUCUCAGAGUUAUUCACGUUCCUUCUUUUCUUCGCCAGUAUUCAUCUUUCUGGCAAACCCCCGACCACCAGUCUGCGUCCACAUUUGUACCACUUCUGACGGCAACUCUGGCCGUCGCUGUGUUCUUUGCUCCCCAACCAACUCAUCCCGAUGAAUCAUCGUCAUGGGACUAUCUGACGCAAGAUGCCAUCGGCUCACUGCAAGCCUGGUUGGUCAAGCUCCCACGAAAGCAGCAGGUUGAUCUGGCAACCCUACAAAUUGAAACAUUGCUGUUGCUCUCCCGCCAACUUCGUCUUAAAUCUCCAGAAGAGCUGUGGAAAGCUAGUGGUUCUUUGGUCCGCUCUGGUAUGGUGAUGGGGUUGCAUGUCAACCUUUCUCAGUCCACCAAACUGUCUUUCUAUCAGGCAGAAUGCCGUCGACGACUCUGGAUUACCAUCGUCGAAUUGGAUCUUCAGGCAUCUAUCACGUCUGGCAUGCCAGUGAUGACCCCGGAGCUAGACUUUGGGCCUCUCACGCCGUUGAAUCUCAACGAUCCCGACUUUGACGAGUCAACUUUAGAGCCGCCAUCACCUGCCUCUCUCAGCGAGGCGACCGACUCGCUGGCUCAAAUCACUCUUGCUAGUUCAUUGGCUCAUCGGAUCAGAGUGAUGAACACGGUACAACAUACAAACCCGCAUGACAGCCUCACUGAACGCGUCAAGCAAGGUCAAAAGCUCAAGCAAUAUAUUUCUGACGUUUCAGCCCACUUGAAGCCAAAUCAAAACACGGAAAGCACGCGUCUCGCGUGUGUUUUGAAUCACGUCCUGCUGGACAUCUUCCUCCGACGCCCGCUUCUUUGCCUUCUUCUACCUAUUCUCUCUCACACCUCACACGAUAACUCGUCCUUCCAAGAGAUACAGGAGACUUGCCUCGAGUCCUCACUUGCCAUUCUUUCUUACCAAGACUACUUUGACCCUCAUUUUGCUGACCUUGAUGUGAGCAACCUGACUGCUUACUGGGAUAUCUUCCACACAUUCUGUCACCAUGACAUCGUGUGGGCAGCUCUCAGUGUAUGCGAGUACAUGAAGCUACUUGCCCCCACAUCAACAGCUUCAUCCCCUGCCAACUAUACCAGGGAGCCAACUGGUUCCCUAAGCCAGAUCCCCAGCAAAACUAGCCUCAUCCGUCUCAUGGAGAACACACUUGACAGCUUCACACGUCGGGUCCACCACAAAGGAAGCAACAUCAAAGACCUCAUUCUCCUCAGCACUGUUCUUCAGUCUGUGCGCGCUCGUGGAUCAACAGAGCAAAGGGAGCGUUUGAUGCUACAAGGUGCCAAAAACACCCUUACUGCCUGCCGCCAGCAUCUGCUGUCGAUAGCUACACAGCAGACCUUCUCAUCUGAUAUGGCAGAUCUGGCACAAAUGAUCCAACCCUCCGAGGCGAUGACCCUGACACAAAAUAUGGGGCAACGCCUGUCCACUUCUCAGUCUCAGAUAUCGGACAUCAUCCAACUGCCACCUGAAGCCACGACUGAGUUUGAGAAUUUCGUCGGCGAUCUCUUUUCAUUUGAUGAUGAAUCAUUUAUGUGGAAUAUAUGA
Penicillium daleae is the source of this 2286-nucleotide messenger RNA. RefSeq names its product Zn(II)2Cys6 transcription factor. Bases 1 to 2286 code for a protein of 761 amino acids. Lineage: Eukaryota; Fungi; Ascomycota; Eurotiomycetes; Eurotiales; Aspergillaceae. Gene Ontology annotation, molecular function: DNA-binding transcription activator activity, RNA polymerase II-specific; zinc ion binding; RNA polymerase II cis-regulatory region sequence-specific DNA binding. Gene Ontology annotation, biological process: regulation of transcription by RNA polymerase II; DNA-templated transcription. Gene Ontology annotation, cellular component: nucleus. The record is from RefSeq and is a predicted model, not a curated record. The transcript is spliced from 4 exons.